AUGAUGAACAGCAACCAACGGGGCCCCUGGGGCCCUCCCGAGGGCCCCCAGGGUCUCUUAAGGGGCCCUCAGGGGGCCCCCGUCUUUCCCGGGUCUCUGAAGCAGCUGCAGCAGCUGCAGCAGCUGCAGCAGCUGCAGCAGCCAGUGGCGUUUCCUCAGCCCCACCUCGGCUCUCCCGCCUUCCAGCAGCAGCAGCAGCAGCAGCAGCAGCAGCAGCAGCAGCAGCAGCAAGCCAUGGCAGCAGGCCAGUACCCUUUUUGCGCGUGGAGGGCCCCUGGGCAGCCAAUCAUGGUGCGAAUGAUCCCCAACCAGGGGGGCCCCCCUGCCCCCCCCAUGGGCCCCCCAGUACCCUCUGGGGGCCCCCCUGGGGGCCCCCCUAGGGGCCCCCCUAGGGGCCCCCAGCAGUACGUUUGCCGGGUCGUGGGACAGGGGCCCCCCUUCCCCCUAAACCCUACGCAGCUGAGGCCCACAAGGGCACCGCAGGGGGCCCCCCAUGGGGGGCCCCCCCUCCCUUCUGUGCAGCUGCUGGGGGGCCCCCAACAGCUCUCAAGGGGCCCCCAGGACUCGGGGGCCCACUUGGGGCCCCUGGGGGCCCCCCUCUUCUCCAGGGGCUUGCUGAACCCAGGGGGGCCCUCGGCGGGGGCCCCCAGGGGGCCCCUAGGGGCCCCGCAGCAGUUCCUCUUCAAGGGGGGAGAGCAGCAGCAGCAGCAGCAGCAGCAGCAGAUGCUUUCCUCUGUUGCGCGCUUGCCCGUGAGGAGGGACCAGCAGCAGCAGCAGCAGCAGCACCAACAGCAGCAACAGCAGCAACAGCAAACGAGGCUCCAAGGGGCAAGCAGCACGCAGCAUCCCAUGUAUAGUAAAAUCCAUUCUGCUGCUGAGCUCUACAAUGCCCGACAAGGCCAGCAGCAGCAACAGCAACAGCAGCAACAACAGCAGCAGCAGCAACAGCAGCAACACCACAGAAACAUCCCGCCAGCUACGGUGAUCUCAAACGAGCAGCAACGGUCCCUCGGUGAGUCUUUCUCAGCAGCAGCAACAAGCAAGCAGCAGCAGCAGCAGCAGCAGCAGCAGCAGCAGCAGCAGCAGCAGCGGCAGCAGCAGCAGCAGCAGCUGCAGGAUCGCCGCUGCGCGUCCCAGCUGCUGCCUCACGUAGACAGCGACUUGGGCGACCGCUGCGGCGCCCCCGAAGUGCGGGCCAUAUCCGUGCCAACUGCUGCCUCUGCCUCAGCAGCAGCAGCAGCAGCAGCAGCAGCAGCAGCAGCAGCAGCAAAGAGGCACGAUCCCCCCAUGCUCUGGCAGCCCCACGAGGAAAUAGGGGGGGGGCCCCCCUGUUUCAGCAGGGGCUUGCCCUACCGCCCUUGCCAGGAGGCCUCUGCUGGGGCCCCCGCUGCAGUAUUGCCUUUGGAGAGCUGUGGGGCCCCCCUGGGGGCCCCCCUGGGGGCCCCCCUGGGGGCCCCCCUGGGGCCCCUGGGGGCCCCCGGGGGCCCCUGGAGCCGCGCUUCCACGGGGUGGAGGCCCCCCAGGAGGGCCGAGAGGGGCCCCGGGGGCCCCGGGGCCCCUCAAGGGGCUGUAGUGAGGUCAGUGUCAGCGCAUGCAGAGAGCCUCAGGGGCUCUUUGGGAGUGGGGGAGAGGGGCCCCCAGGGGGCCCCCCUGGGGGCCCCCCUGGGGCCCCCCCUGGGGCCCCUCCGGGGGUCCCUGAGGGCCCCCGUGGGGCCCCUGCUGGCCCACGAGGCCCACAUCUUCAGCCCCAAAGGCCGGCAGCAGCCCCCUGUGCUGCCUGGGCUAAGCAGGGGCCCCGGGGGCCCCCUUGAGGAGGCAGAAGCAAAAAGAAACAAAAAGAAACAAAAAGGAAAAGACAGAGACUGCAGCGAAGAGGACUUGGAGACAGAGACGGGAGACGCGGAGACAGAGGAGCGUUCUCUGAGUGUGGAGACAGUUGAGAGCCGCAGCAGCAGCAGCAGCAGCAGCACGGAGGAGCCGAAGGAGCCGCAGCAGCAGCACUGCAGCAGCGACAGCAGCAGCAGCAGCCUGCUGCUGAGCCCCCGCCACGAAGCAGCAGAGCCCGCCGCCGAAGUCGAGCAGGAGAAGUACGUGAAGGUUUUGGUGCCCAAGUACGUCAGCUGGAAAGCCGCACAGCAGCAGCAGCAGCAGCAGCAGCAGCAGCAGCAGCAGGACGCAGCAGCAGCAGCAGCAGCAGGAGCAGCAGCAGCGGAGGCCUCGAGCCUCUCCCCCCGCAGCUCCGCCCCCGCGUCGGCGCCGCCC
Molecule: messenger RNA, 2262 nt
Organism: Eimeria necatrix
Lineage: Eukaryota; Apicomplexa; Conoidasida; Eucoccidiorida; Eimeriidae
Exons: 1
Source: RefSeq, a predicted model, not a curated record